AUGAAAGCGGGAGAUGCACAACUUCUUUUAGACUACUUCCAAGCGAAGCAAAAAGAAAAUAAGUCUUUUUUUUACACUAUUCAACCUGACGAAGAAGACCGUAUUAUGAAUAUUUUCUGGUGCGAUGCAAAAUCUAGGAUAGAUUAUAGUGCAUUUGGAGAUGUUGUGUGUUUUGACACUACAUUCAAAACCAAUGGUUAUGACUUGCCAUUUGCACCAAUCGUUGGGGUGAACAAUCAUGGUCAGACUAUACUAUUUGGAAGUGCUUUAUUAAAGGAUGAGAGUACACGUUCAUUCGUAUGGUUGUUUGAAACAUUCCUCACAGUAAUGGAAGGAAAAGAGAUGAAAACUAUAUUGACUGAUCAGGCCAUCCAGAUUUCCAACGCAAUUAAACAGGUAUUCCCUAAUGCUCAUCAUCGUCUCUGCUUAUGGCAUAUUUUCCAAAAUGCUGCGAAACACUUAUCACAUAUUUUUGGCAUUCAUGAAUCAUUUUUAAGUGAUUUUAGAAAAUGUAUUUAUGAUUAUGAUACUGAAUAUGAGUUUCUAUCAAGCUGGGAACAACUACUUGAAAAAUAUGAGUUAAAGGAUAACAAAUGGUUGAACAAGUUAUUCAAGUUACGUGAAAAAUGGGCACAAGUAUAUGGCAGAGAGCAUUUUUGCGCUGGUAUGACAACCACUCAAAGAAGUGAGAGCAUAAACAAUUACUUCAAAAAAUAUUUCAAGAAGAAACAAAUUCUUCGAGAGUUUGUGGGUCAAUUUGGUAAAGCAGUUGCUGCUUGGCGCGAAAAAGCCAAAAAAGCAGAUUACAAAUCUAUGGCAACGAAGCCAAACUUGACGUCAGUAUGGGAAGUAGAAGAAAAAUCAUCUAAAAUAUAUACUAGUAAUAUUUUCAAUGAAUUCCAGAUGAAAGUUAAGAGGCUCAUUGACCUUGAAUUCAAACUUGAUAGUGAUGAUGGAACAACUAGCAUAUACAAAGUAUCAUCCUAUAUUGGAAAACGAGCACCUCGCACGGUACGUAUCACUUCCUCUACCCUUACAUUCCAGUGUAGCUGCAAAAAGUUUGAGUUCUUUGGCAUACUAUGUGCACAUAUUUUGAAAGUACUGCGCCAUUUGAAGAUUUCCGAUCUUCCAUCAGAAUACUACUUGAAAAGGUGGACGAAAGAUGCAUCAAAUAGUAUAGUUAUUGAUUCUCAAGGAAAUAGUUUAAUGGUUGAUUGUGAUCCAUCUUUAUCAGCACGUUAUAGUGAGUUGUCACACUUAGCGUUAUCUGUAACUACAAAAGGUUGUAUAAAUGAGGAAGCAAGUAUAUUUGUAAAACAGGCGUUGUUGCGGGUUCUUGAAGAGACAAAAUCUCUUUCGACAGCCCAGCCUAAUAACGUUGGAGUUGAUCGCGAAAAGAAUUUGCUUGAAAUAAGCGAUGAAGAUCUUCCACAGGGGAACACAACACUAAAAGAUCUCAUUCGAAAGAAAACAAUAGGGGAGUCUUCUGCUAGACAUAAAGAUCCUAUGGAGGUGGGGAAAAGGGGAAAGAAGGGGAAAAAAGGAAAAAUGACUAAGAACAAAAAAUGA
This is a messenger RNA of Papaver somniferum (opium poppy), 1569 nucleotides long. RefSeq names its product protein FAR1-RELATED SEQUENCE 5-like. The record is from RefSeq and is a predicted model, not a curated record. NCBI's taxonomy places the organism in Eukaryota, Viridiplantae, Streptophyta, Magnoliopsida, Ranunculales, Papaveraceae. The coding region runs from base 1 to 1569 and encodes 522 amino acids. Gene Ontology annotation, biological process: regulation of DNA-templated transcription. Gene Ontology annotation, molecular function: zinc ion binding. The transcript has a single exon.